This is a messenger RNA of Anopheles stephensi (Asian malaria mosquito), 2897 nucleotides long. Its product is annotated as solute carrier family 35 member G1. The record is from RefSeq and is a predicted model, not a curated record. Lineage: Eukaryota; Metazoa; Arthropoda; Insecta; Diptera; Culicidae. Gene Ontology annotation, cellular component: membrane. The transcript has 3 exons. Bases 733 to 1773 code for a protein of 346 amino acids.
AAACAAACUGCUCCAGCUGUCAAAUCGAAAAGCCGAAGUGGAGCCGAAGUUUGAUUCCUUUUCGAACUUCAAAGCAUUCGAAGAUCCUGUGAGGGCUUUUUAAAUUUCCUGCAAUUACAAAACCAUUCACAGUUGGUGUUUUAUUAUUGUAAAUGCUAAUCCAUUUAAGCGCUUUUUUGUAAUCCCUUCUACUCUUGGAUACAAGAGUAAUAUUCAGUCUGUUUUAAACAGACUCGUCGGCCCGAAACGGUUUGUUGUAGUUCUAAAACGUCAAACGCCGUGCGCAUGUAGUGGUGUGAAAAAGGAUUAUGAACGUACCGUACGCUGCGCGCACUGUAAUCGAUUCCGGAAUCCUUAAAUGCUUUCAUACAAAAAACAGCAGGAUUUCGCCUACGAGCCUUUGCCAGCUUAUCGUUCGUCCGAGUAGCGAGUGGAAAACUUGGUUAAUAAUAAAUACUUCGUGAAAAUGUGCUGCGUGAGUGUGACCCCCCGUGCCCAGACAGUGCGUUCCGAAUAGAGGAUAUGGAUUAAUGGUGCGACAAAUUCCUCCACUGCUCGGUUCCGUCCUGUGCCAGCACCGUCGUGGCAGAAGAAUAUGCGACCGAAAGGAAGUGCCGCGCCGAGGAAGGUUUUAGCUAAUCGCAAGUAGAAGUGUUAGAUCGCUUAGAACGACGGAGGAGGGUUGGGCGGAAUCGCACAUCGACACGGCCCCAACUGUAUAUUUGCCACAAAAUGCCCGAACAUCUCGAACUGCAACAGCUGGUGGAUGGGGUGCUGCAGGGCACCACACGCCAUCCGUCCCUGUCGUGGCUGCAAUGCUCCUGUCCGUACCUGGGAAUCAUCCUUGCCACGGUUUCUUCGUUUUUCUUUUCCCUAUGCUCCGUCAUCGUGAAAGGGCUUGUUGAUGUUAAUCCUAUCGAGCUGGCUACGUUCAGAUUUAUCGGAGUGCUGCUGCCAUCGAUACCGAUUGCAAUAUAUCGCGAAGAAACGUUUUUCCCCGAAGGAAAGCGCAUCAUACUGGUGCUCCGAUGCUUCGUGGGCACUACGGGACUGAUGCUUAGCUUUUAUGCAUUCCGCCAUAUGCCACUGGCGGAUGCGUCGGUGAUUAUCUUUUCCACGCCAGUGUUUGUGGCCAUUUUUGCGCGGCUUUUCCUUCGCGAGGCUUGCGGCAUGUUCAACGUGAUCACGAUUGUCCUCACGCUGAUCGGUGUGGUGCUUAUCACCAAACCGCCCUUCCUGUUUGGCGACCAUCAGGUGUCGCUGGUGGACGAGCAGAUUAUGGAAAACAGCUACGACAUCUGGGGCCCGGUGGCUGCCUUGUCGUCCACGCUGUUCGGUGCGAACGCGUACGUGCUGCUGCGUGCCCUGAAAGGGCUACACUUUUCCGUCAUCAUGUCCAACUUUGGCGCCUUUGCCUUGCUUUACACGCUUAUAGUGUGCUACUACAUCGGUGCACUGUGCUGGCCACUGUGCGGGACGGAUCGGUUUCUCGUCAUAGCACUAGCCCUGUUCAGCUUCGGUGGCCAGAUACUGCUGACGCUCGCACUGCAGUACGAACAGGCGGGUCCGGUAGCGAUUGCCCGUUCGGCCGACAUCGUGUUUGCCUUCAUCUGGCAAAUUAUGUUUUUCAAGGAAACGCCCAGCCUUUACUCGGUGCUGGGUGCACUGCUGGUGGUCAGCUCGGUGGUCCUAUCGGGACUGCGCAAAUGGGCCCUAGCAUUGCCGAGAGACUCGGAGACGAGGAAAAAAUUGCAUUUCCUCUAUCUGGAAUAGAGGACGUACGGUCUCGCUCACGUCACGACGUAGGACUGUGUUCAUCGGGAAGCUCCAUUUCGGAUCACAAGAAAUGGCACGGCUAAACCAGAACAGAGUUAUCCUUACCAUCCGUUUUCAUCCAAUUUUAAGCCACGUCACAAACAAUCUCUCUUAACCAAAACCAAAAUCAACAACAGCAACACAAACUACAAACUCGCAUCGCAUUUUAUCACCGGUGUUCCCCGGAUGUUUCCGGUGCACCAGGAACGUUUGAAAAACCAACAAAAUGAUAAACCGUAAGACUUUAUGACGACCAAAAUCAGAGUGUAGGUGGAUAAGAAGUAUUUUUAACGAUACAUACACCAUAUUAUUCAACUACGGAAUUGCUUUCCAGCGUAUUGUUUUAUCAAACAAGCAAUGGAACUAAACGCUACUACCUAAAACAAACCCCCCAAAGUUACGCGCACCCUCGACCUUUCCAAAACUACACACUCCUCACAUUGCGUUUGCGUGGUCGUCGGUAGGACACAGAAGAAGCCACCUAGAAGGGACACCUACUGCAGCCGGGCGAUGCAACCCGCUUUGGGGAUCAGUUUUCUAAAGGGCGAGGGUGCUUUCGUCUGUUCGUGGUGCAGCAAGAGGAGCACUGUUACGAUUCUAGUCAAAAACGUUUUCCGUCACGUUCAAAGGACAUCAGCAAACAGUCACGAGAUAAUUAGGAAAAAAAAACCUUAAAUACGCUUGUCACCAAAUAAGAAAAAUGGGAAGAAACGGGUUUCUGUCCGUGUUUCUUGUAAUAUGAAAUAUUAAAUAGUCUAAUAAAAACUGCAUUGUGAUUAAAGGAGGGGUCGUCUCACACAUUCAUAGCCGCCAAAUCCGAGCGAUUUUCGUUGAAUAGUUCACACUAUUCACACUUCGUCUAGCACUCUCACACGUGUUGCUGCCCCUAAGUUAAGUCGGUUCAACGAGCGCGAAAGAACAGAAGGAGAAGCGUGUAUCAUCUUCUAAGAAGCUAAAAGUGCACGCAUUAAGUAAAAGACGGACUAAGCAUUAUUAUAUUACAACCAAAUAACAACAACCAAAUCUCAAAAACAAAGCCGAUUGUUGUAUUCUAUUACCUUAAAAAUAAAUCCUUAAACUGA